AUUUUACGUGAUUGCACGUGAACGCAGCAGAGGUGAGAGUUGUCUUGCGUUACAAAAUGACGGACCCGACUGCGUCGCCAGAGGACCACUGGAAAACAGACGGCACUUUCAGCGACAGCGGCUUUGACCCCAGUUUCUUUGCUGAAACUGCCAGAAAGGGUACAGUUGUGUCCAGGGCCAACAGCAUCGGCUCGACAAGUGCUUCUUCAGUACCAAAUACAGAUGAUGAAGACAGCGACUACAGACACGAGGCGUCUUAUAAGGACUCAUAUAAAGACCGGCGGAGACAAGCGCACACACAGGCUGAGCAGAAGCGUAGGGAUGCUAUCAAGAAAGGAUACGAUGAUCUCCAGUCCAUAGUGCCGACCUGCCAGCAGCAGUCUGAAUUCGCAGUGGGGGCACAAAAGAUCAGCAAGGCUACAGUGCUGCAGAAAACAAUAGACUACAUCCAUUUUCUUCAUAAAGAAAAGAAGAAGCAAGAGGAGGAAGUUUCAGUACUAAGGAAAGAAGUGAUGGCGCUGAAGAUCAUGAAAACGAACUAUGAGCACAUAGUGAAGGCCCACCAGAACAACCCACAGCAGGGAGAGGAUCAGGUGUCCGACCAGGUGAAGUUCAACAUCUUUCAGAGCAUCAUGGACUCCCUGUUCCAGUCUUUUAGUAAUUCUGUUUCAGUGAGCAGUUUCCAAGAACUCUCCGCCUGCGUUUUCAGCUGGAUCGAGGAGCACUGCAAACCACAGACGCUGAAAGAGUUUGUCAUCGGGGUGCUCCGGCAGCUCAACGGUCAGCUUUAUUGAUGGAGUGAAACCUCUGGAGCGAACUCUCUGAAACUGACUUUGGGCUUUGCUCUUGGCCUCUCAGGGUGGAGUGAAAACUCCAAUCAGCCUCAGGCCACACCACAGUAUUUACGCUCACUUCAGCUCAUCAGUGACUCCCUGGCUGUAAUUGGACCCACACUAUGGGCAGAGGUGAAAAGUUGGAUUGGAUUGAGCGUUGCGUGUUUUAGGAAAGAUCACUUUGUGAAUAUAUUUGUUCGUAUUUCUUACUAUGCUAAGAAAUGCAGGGGCCCGGAGGAUGAAUGUAUUAUUUAAUGCGUCAGGUAGACAAGAUAGUAUGGUUACAGUCAGUUUGCAGUAAUCGGCACCCUGGUGGGGAUAAAUAAAAACAGACUCCUCUCACAGAAUUAAUCAUAUUGCUUUUGCAACCUAUCAACCGAUGUAACAGGAACGGAGACGGUGAUGAAAAAAAACAUGUAAAAACAUGAGCGCACACACCUUCCUCUCUGUGACAUCUGAUGCUGAUCCAAAGGGCUCGUCUCCGCUUCAGUGUACAAACACUGUGAGUCAGCCGUUGCACUCCUGAACCAUAGCAGACGACGAUACUACUGCAGGGUCAUUUCUCCUAAUUCUGCACACACUCAGGAGCGUGCUCUAUAUCGCUUCAGGUUUGAUUAUUUCAUUCAUGCAGCAAUGACAAUUCGCUGAGGUGUGCAAUACAAGGAAGCAUAGAGGACUUUGGAUGACUUGUUUGUUUAUAUAUUGACUUUG
Molecule: messenger RNA, 1544 nt
Organism: Larimichthys crocea (large yellow croaker)
Lineage: Eukaryota; Metazoa; Chordata; Actinopteri; Sciaenidae
Gene: mlx
Product: MAX dimerization protein MLX
Exons: 8
Coding region: 57-794 (245 amino acids)
Biological process (GO): regulation of transcription by RNA polymerase II
Cellular component (GO): nucleus
Molecular function (GO): DNA-binding transcription factor activity, RNA polymerase II-specific; RNA polymerase II cis-regulatory region sequence-specific DNA binding; protein dimerization activity
Source: RefSeq, a predicted model, not a curated record